This is a messenger RNA of Spea bombifrons (plains spadefoot toad), 5141 nucleotides long. It is a transcript of the gene NLRC5, whose product is annotated as NLR family CARD domain containing 5. The record is from RefSeq and is a predicted model, not a curated record. Gene Ontology annotation, biological process: positive regulation of transcription by RNA polymerase II; inflammatory response; positive regulation of MHC class I biosynthetic process. The transcript has 40 exons. The coding region runs from base 4 to 5007 and encodes 1667 amino acids. Gene Ontology annotation, molecular function: protein binding. NCBI's taxonomy places the organism in Eukaryota, Metazoa, Chordata, Amphibia, Anura, Pelobatidae.
AGCAUGGAAGAUGCAAACUCACAAGAUGAAAUAGGAAGCAUCUUGCCACAGUUGGUGGACUUCUUGUUCGAUAAUGUGGAUUGGUUUCUCAGUAAAGUGCCACUCUUUAUUCCUGAUGUGGAUCUCAGACAGAUUUCUCUGAAAUCAGAUGACAAAGGAACCCUCUCCGCACUUCUCCAGGAGCUAAUGGAGUCCCACGCCAAGGAAUGGAGGGCUUUCAUUCAGUAUGUGUGCAUGGAAGGAGAGCUGCCUAUGGACUUGGAGACACAACUACUGAGUACGGUCGGACAAGAUCCUGCUGAAACCUACAAGGAGCAGAUUGUUCACACACUGUUAAACAAGUAUGGCUUUGGCAUCAAAGAAGAUGCCAGCCAACAAUUAAAGCAGAUGUUUGUGGAGCCAUUGAUCCAGCAAGUCAAGGUACACACUAAGGUGUCAAAGCCAAAGGGUGACCCAAGCACCUCGUCGGCUAUAGAAGAAACCCCAGGCACAAUGAAAAUAUCUCAGCUGUUUGAACGUGCCAGUAUCUCUGGAACGCAUGCUAUUUUACUAGUCGGCAUGCCGGGUACAGGGAAAACACUGCUGAUGCACAGGAUAUGCUAUGAAUGGGCAAGUGGGGGAUUCCAACAAUUUACGAUGACCUUUCUCUUUGAGUUUCGACAGCUAAACUUAAUCAGUAGAAGUGUCACACUUAAGGAACUUCUCUUCAACUUGUUUCUCAGGCCGGAGAUAGAUCAAGAGAAAGUAUAUCAAUACAUCACCGAGAAUCCUCAGAAUGUUCUUAUUAUAUUUGAUGGGCUUGAUGAGUUCGCUGGGAAGAUUUCCAGCAGUUCUAAUAAGAGGAACAUUGAUCCCAUGCAAGAUGUUCCUAUAUCAGAGAUGUUCCAAAAUCUACUUGAAGGAACAGUACUAUGUGGAUGCACAGUUGUGGUCACUUGUAGAUCUAAAAUCCUCACCAACCAGCUCCUUAGUUUGGCAAAGUGUGUCGCAGAAGUCUUGGGCUUUAAUGAAGAUAUGGUUGAGAAAUACGUGAGCUUGUAUUUUCACAAAGACGAACUCAGAGACCAAGCCUUGUUUCAUUUAAGGGAAAACCAUACUCUCAUGCGCAUGUGCUUCGUACCUGCUUUAUGUCACAUCGUGUGCAUAUGCCUGGAAUAUAUGCUGCAUGUGUCAUCGAUAAAAAUGCAGCUACCGCAAACGAUAACGCAGUUUUACGUGAAAAUGCUGAAUAUUUUCAUUUGGAAACAGCAAAUGUAUUUGCCUAACGAAGCAAUGGGACUGAAAAAAUUUAGGCCUGAAAUCUGUGAGUUAUGUCACCUGGCUCUCAGAGGACUCGAUGAAAACAAGACUGUGUUUUAUGUUGAAGAUAUUUCGGAGGACUUAAAGGGCUUUGCUCUAGGCCACGGGCUUCUCUCUAGGUUUGAUGUAAAAAAGAUGGACAGCAGCAGAGACACUGGAUAUUCUUUUGUACACUUGAGUUCUCAGGAAUUUUUCGCUUCCUUAUAUCUAAUGAUAAGUAAGACUGUGACACAAAGCUCGCUCAAACAAAAGCUCUCCCUGAAAUCAAAAUGGAAUAUAAAGUAUAAAACGAAAGACGACUUCACUGACAAUUUCCAUAUAUUUCUGUCAGGGUUGUCUUCCAAAGAGUGUCGGGCGUUUCUCAAUGAGCUAGCAGAACACGGCGAAGUGUUGGUUCAGAAGAAACAGGAGACCAUCAUAGAAUGUUUGGUCAAGUUUGCAGACUCUCAGCUAACAGGUCCUAAAUUAAUAGAGUUAUGUCACUGUGUCUAUGAAACCCAAGAUCUGGAUUUGGUACGACGCAUUGGAGCGCAACUCAAAUUCAAAUACGACUUUAAAAAUUUCAGGAUUAAUCCGGUUGACAUGACUGCCUUAAGUCUUGUGGUCAAUCACGGACCAUGCCUGGUUAGCUUGGAUUUUGCAGGGUGCCCUAUGGAAGCGGAUUGCAUCGCCGUCUUGGAAAAAUGUGAUACUAUUGAAAGCUUGAGCUUCAGGAACAGAAAAUAUGGAGAUGAAUUUGUUAAAUCACUUUCAAAGUGUUUACCUGCCAUGAAAUUCCUGAAGAAGCUCAGGUUGACUGCUGGAAGAAUCACAGAGGAUGCAGCUACCGCCUUGAAACAGUCUCUCCUCUGUUGUAAGCAGCUACAGGAAAUUAAUUUGCAAGAUAACCAUCUAAAAGCUAAGGAAAUGCUCCUAUUUCUAGUAGUGUUUGAGAAGAUGGAGCAGCUGAAGCAAAUUGACCUGAGCAACAAUGAGCUUAAUGCGAAAAACAUCCUCACUUUGUCAAAAGCGGCUUCCAAGUGCUUGAGAAUAACUGAAGUUCAAAUGAGCGUUGAACCCACAAUAGCAAUCUUCAAAUCAGAUCUCUCCUCACCGACGAGCCCACCAACUAUGAAGAAAUUCAAGAGCGAAGAGAACAAUGGAGACAGAAGGAGAAGAUUAAGUCUUGUGCACUGCCACCUGACCCCGGAACACGUGCCUGCGCUUGUUGAGAUACUUGUGGACUGCCCACAUCUUUCUGAUGUUAAUUUGUCGGAAAAUUAUUUAUCAAACGAUGGGAUCUGUCAAAUUGCCCAAAUCCUUCCUAAACUAAGAUGCCUGCGUUCCAUUAACUUAAGUGGGAACGGCAUGUCCAUGUGUGGAGUUAUUUACCUGGCCGAGUGCUUAUCUACCGUGGAGAAUAUGACCGAUCUCACCAUUAGCUUUUCGGGAAGGCAGGCGGUUUCGAUGAAACUUCAGAAGAGCUACAGGGAGAAAGGUUUACUGACCAGUGCUGAAGAUUGGACGACCUCCACAGGGACAUCAAAAAACUUCAGUCUCACCUCGUGUCGGAUGACCACUCAGAAGAUGCAGCAGAUUCUUCAAGCUCUUGGACGGUGCACUGACAUCACAAGUAUCAAUUUAUCUGACAAUGGAUUGAGUUACCAGAAUAUCAAAAACUUGUUGAAAUACUUGCCACAGUUUCCCAAUCUGACUUUUCUAAAUUUCAGUAACAGUGACACUUCUCCAAACUGUGCUUUAUUACUGGCUAAGUCAGUCAAUGUCUGUGAACGCAUAAAGGAAGUUGACAUCAGGUCCAGUAAACACAUGUGCCUUCAUUUACAAAAACAACAAAAGGCUAAAGAAGUCAUCAUCAGGUUAAACCACUGCAAAAUUGGCAAGAAUGAUGUGGGCCAGUUGGUGACUGUAUUCCAGAGGAUACCAAACCUGAUAGAAGUGAGCAUGUGCAUGAAUGAACUAUCAGAGGAGGGUAUCCUCAAUCUCCUCGCUGCUCUGAGCUCCUGCAGAAAUGCUACGGAGGUGAAUGCUCGUUUACACCCCAGAGAAACAAUUCAUAUUAUAUUUUCCCCUGGUGGGGACAUGUUGCAAAGCAUAAGGUUGGCGGAGUAUAACUUCCAAGCUGAGCAGUAUAAGAAGCUCCUUUCUAUCCUGGAAGAUUGCUCCAACUUAACCCAUUUCAAAUCGCAGAACAAUGAAAAAUUCCUUGAGGUUCUGGGUGAUUUCCUUACAGUCCUGUCAAGAAAAUCCUGUAUGCUUACCAUAAGUAAUGAUGGACAAUUUAUGGAAGAUGAGCACGUUUUUCUACUUAUGCACACACACCCGGAAAUCCUUGCAAGCAUUGGAGCCAUACGGGUUUAUAAAAACAAAGUAAUACUCGACUUAAAAGACUGUACUGAGCAUAUCCACACAAGAAGUGAUAUAAGAUUUCAAGGAUUACAAUCGUUGAGGUUUAACCACUGUGGACUUCAGGAUAAAACCCAUUUUCUAAACACAUUGAUGACGGAGUGUACAAGCCUCACAGAACUGAAUUUAUCUCACAACUUCCUGGGUGAUGACAGAAUCAGUGUUAUUGCAGAUUCGUUGCCUUCGCUUGUCUUCCUGAAGACUUUUGAAAUAGAACAAGUGAACAUGUCGCAUGUCGGCAUGGCACAGAUCGCAAAGAAUCUUCAACGUUGCAAAGCCAUCCAAAAUAUCAAUCUAUCAAAUAAUGAGAUUGGUGAAGGAGGAGCAUUAAUGUUGGCAAACCUAUUGGCGGAAAAGAGGCAUCUCCAAAUAUUAAAUGUGUCCCAUUGCUUCUCGGCAACAUGUGAAGGCGGCGGACGUUUUAUGCUGGAGCUUUCGAAGUGCACAGAAUUACAAGAGAUUUAUAUAGAUUCUAUAUGUCUGGACGAUUCUUCACUUCAUAUAUUGUGCCAAGGAUUCCCACAGAUGAAGUCCUUACAGAAGCUGAUAUUAAGCAACAAUAAUAUCACCUACCAGGGUAUUUUGAGUCUGGCAGAACAUCUUGGCACUAUUACCAGCAUUGCGACCAUUGACCUCUCUCAUAAUCACAUUGGCCCAUCGGGAGGCAUAAAUCUUGCCGAUGCUCUAAGAAAGUGUGAGCUCAUGGAGGAGUUGAUUUUAGCAGGAAAUAAUUUAGGAGAUGACACUUUUGUUCAACUAGGAGAAGUUCUACCGCAUAUGAAGAAACUGAAGUGUGUUGACCUACAGUCCUGUCAUGUGGGAUCCAGUGGUGGAAGUGCAGUGGCACAAGCGCUGGCCUCGUGUCAACAGAUUGAAUUCAUCAGUUUGUCAGACAACACUUUAGAUGAAAGCUGUUUGCUGACGCUUUCAGAAGGCCUGCCUCAAUUUCAACUUCUGAAGCAGCUUCAUUUAAAAUGUUGUGGAAUCUCAGACAGUAUUUGCAUAUCUCUGGCAGCAGCGAUUGGAUCGUGCCAAAGCCUGGAAGAACUCGUAUUAUCCUGGAACAACAUAGGCGAUGAAGGGGCUAGCACUCUGGCCUUUGGAUUAAAACAAAUGCGUAAACUUCAGAGACUGGAUCUAGAGAAAAAUGUUAUUCAAGCACGAGGAGCAGAAGCCAUAGUCCAAGAGUUGGGCAUCUGUCUUUGGAUAGAAAUUGUCUGUUUAUGGGGUAAUCAGAUCACAAAGGAUAUUGAAAAUAUGCUGCAAGAACAGGAUCCAAGAGUACACUUCUCCUUUUUUAGAUAACUAAUGCAAAAAGGAGCUGCAAGAAGAAUUUGACUGUAAAGUCAAUGUUACCCCAUGUGAGCUUCCACUAGCUUCAUAAGGAUUCAGAUGAGAAUUUGGUCAAACAUGGUCAAAGAUGAACUGGCCGGAAACAU